Messenger RNA from Wickerhamiella sorbophila, 3102 nucleotides. RefSeq names its product Serine/threonine-protein kinase ppk4. Gene Ontology annotation, biological process: mRNA processing; IRE1-mediated unfolded protein response; protein phosphorylation. The transcript has a single exon. The coding region runs from base 1 to 3102 and encodes 1033 amino acids. Gene Ontology annotation, cellular component: IRE1-TRAF2-ASK1 complex. Gene Ontology annotation, molecular function: protein serine/threonine kinase activity; ATP binding; RNA endonuclease activity. Lineage: Eukaryota; Fungi; Ascomycota; Dipodascomycetes; Dipodascales; Trichomonascaceae. The record is from RefSeq and is a predicted model, not a curated record.
AUGUUUGGCCCUCUCAUAACCGUUCUCCUGCUGUUUUUACAGCAGGCGCAGGUAGGUUAUGGCUGGGGCUCGUUGAUUUCAAAAACAGUCGAGCAAAACAACGCUCUAGUUGUUAAGCCACCUUCGACUGCUUCUCCACCGGGGCAAUUGAUGCUCGCGCAAAGAUCCAUAGACGAUUGGAAACUUGCUGAUUUUGUCCUGGUCAGUACCAUAGAUGGUACGCUCCAAGCCCGAGAAAGACGCACUGGUGCUCUUCAUUGGUCGCUAUACGGUGAGCCCUUAGUGAGGGUAGAACAAGUAAUGGGCGAACGAGAGGCUCUAGAUCUGGAAACAGUGUGGAUCACCGAACCUGACGGUGACGGCGGUCUUUACUUUUUCAACCCAUCCUCGGGUUUGGAGCGGAUCCCGGCUUCCAUCAAAGACCUCAUUGAAAAGGCACCGUUCGCCAUGGUCGAUGGUGUGGUUUAUACAGGUUCCAAGAGCACAAUUCUUUAUACGUUGAAUGCUACGACUGGCGAGGUUAUCCAUUCUUAUGGAUCCGGACUUUCGAAAGCCGUCGAAUUCUCGGCCUGCGAGGCACCCCCAGAGUCUGAUUUCUUCCCUCUUCAGUCGGGAACUCUGCUUGUUGGGCGCACCGACUACGUUCUUGAAAUCCAUCACAAAGCUACCUCUAAAGCUUGGCGGCUCUACUUUUCUCGUUGGGCCUCUAAUUCACGAGACAUUGAUCUGGUUCGGCAGUACACAAAACCUCAGGAUUCCCUGUAUAUCACUCCAAUCCUCAACAACACAAUGAUUGCAAUGGCACCAAAUGACUACCGCCCGCAUCGCUGGGUGGUUCAGGUACCCUCUACCGCUGUUCAAGUAUUCGACGUUCUUACUCCAUCAAAAAAUGUCGGUGGAGGACGCUCUCAGCUAGUUAUUGUGCCUCAACCGCCGCUCCAAGUUCAUGACCAAGCCCCUCGUAGUAACGACAUGUAUGUUGGGCAAACACCAGAAGGUGCUUUCUAUGCUCUUUCUGGUUCAAACUAUAACGCAUUAUUGAGCAGCUCAGUAAGCGCGCCAUGGUGCGUUGGAACCCACCGCUCUUUCAGAUCAUUGGACGAACUCGCUAGUUUAAUUGUGGGUGUUCAUCCGGAAUGGUGUCAGAUCAGAUCAAUGGUCCUGGAGCCCUCUUUGCCUCAGCCAGACAGACCCGGGAUUGACGGGAAUGACCAGCCAAAACUAAUAGAUCCACCUCCACCUGUGAUUUCAUCUAUCAAAGUCAUAACUGGUCGAAUUCUUGAGAAUGUCGCAACUUUCCUGACCGUGUUGCUUUUAGCUUAUUUGGCGUCUAAACAGGGCUUGGUCCCUGGGCCCCAUGAGAUGAUUGAGCUGUGGAAAUGGUGGAAAUUGCAGCAAGAACAACAAAGGGCCGUUCAGGAUCAGCAACGUCAAGUUUUUACGGUCGCUGAGCCGGUGGUAACCGAAAGUGUACCCGAAAUUGUGGUUCAACCAUCGAAGGAGACCACGGUAGAACCAGAUUCCUCGGACGACUCGAAGCUGCACAGCUCACUUUCUACAGCUUCUUUAAAUACUCUUGUUGACAGCGAAACGAAACCGCAGCGUCGUAAGCGGGGGUCAAGAGGCGGUAAAAAGGUUCGUGAGGCCAAAGAACGCGCCGAACAGACAGCGGCAAAAGCAAUCGAAUCUGAAUCUGAUGACUCCAUGCAACUUGUAAACCAGAACUCUGAUGCAUUCCGCGCGCUGGGCCCUUUUCUCCUCACACAGGAAAUCCUUGGAUCUGGAAGUCAUGGCACCACUGUGUACAAGGGCAUCUUUCAAAACCGUGAGGUGGCCAUUAAACGGCUGGUUCGUAACUGUUAUGAUGUUGCAUCCCAGGAAGUUGAGAUUCUUCAAGAGAGUGAUGAUCACCCAAACGUGAUUCGGUACUUUUGCAAUCAUGAAACCGAAGACUGUUUGUUCCUGGCGCUCGAACUCUGUCAAGCGUCGCUUGAAGAGGUCAUUCGAGGUGAAAGUAGUCGUGAAACAGUUACUUCAAGUAUUUUGUUGGAUCUUCAGGCUCGCCUCCGUCCUUUAGACACUCUCCGUCAGAUCACAGAAGGACUACAUCAUUUGCAUUCCUUGAAAAUUGUUCACCGAGAUAUCAAGCCACAGAAUAUUCUUGUGGCAUACUCAAAACCUAUGCAUGUUAAGGACAAAAAGAAGUCAUCCAAAGUUGUUUAUGGUCCACCACGACUGUUGAUUUCGGACUUUGGUCUCUGCAAAAAGCUCGAAGGUGAACAAUCAAGCUUCCAAGCAACCACCAAUGCAAAUGCUGGAACGCUUGGUUGGACAGCCCCAGAGAUUUCAAUGGAUAGUCGCUACACUCUGGCGAAAGAAACCGACUCUUCGUCUAGUGGUGUAUUAUUGCCGGACGUUUUGCGGAAUCAAUCGCGUCGCCUCACAAGAGCAGUUGAUAUUUUCUCGCUCGGUUGUGUUUUUUAUUAUACCUUAUCGCCUCGCCAGCACCCAUUUGGCGACGGAGUAUCUCGUCAGAUCAACAUUGAAAAUCAAAACUUCAAUCUGGACGAGCUUGAUCGUUUCCCGUUUGCAAUUGAAGCUCGCGACCUUAUUUCCCAAAUGAUUUCGUUCAAUCCUCGGCGUCGGCCCGAUACUGCAGAGAUUCUCAAGCAUCCGCUGUUUUGGAGCGACAACGAAAAACUCGAUUUUCUGGUCAAGGUCUCUGACCGACUGGAAAACGAGAGCCGUGAAGAGUUCAGCCCACUGCUGGAAAGCUUGGAAAGGCGAGCCCCCCGAGUUCUUGGGGGAGACUGGCCUGCACGAUUCCCGCAAGCUUUCUUAGACAAUCUUGGCAAGUAUCGCAAGUACCAUGGGGAUCGUAUCUUCGAUUUGCUUCGAGCUUUACGCAACAAGUUCCAUCAUUAUAAUGACUUUACUCCUGAAAUGAAGAAACUGGUUGGAGCAGUUCCAUCGGGAUACCUCAAUUUUUUCACCAGCAGGUUCCCUUAUUUAUUAAUGGAGGUUUAUGGGUUCGUUAAAGAAGAAUUAGCGACUGAAGACGCAUUUUCACACUUUUUUGUUUACGGCCAUAAAUCACCUUAA